CGUAUGAGUAUGCAUGGCUCAUUUUAUAAACAUGUUAAGGACUGUUUCGUAGCUGUUUAUUGAGAGGACAUCCAGACUGUGUCAACGACGAACGCGAACGGUUUGGAUGUGACAACUUACGAGUUGAGUCAUUUGAGGUGCUCGGGAAGACGAGGCUAACAUGGUGAGCCUAGAAAUACGUCCCUUUCGGCUGUUCCAGAGGCUUCCCCUGUAUCUCCUGAAGCUCCGUCUGACUGCCAAAAACAAGCCUGGUUAUGUCAUACUGACUCUGAUCUUCUUCCUGGCUCUGGCAAGCAGUGUCUUCCUUGCUCUGUACCUGACGGCAACGUUCGUCCUCACAUCGAUUGGAAUACACCCAGAUUCACCGUCGAAGAUUUGCCGGGCCUACAAAACCAUUUUCCCGCCAGAGAACGCAGAGGCGUGGCUCAGACAGACGAUACAACCCAAAUACGACAACGCGGGCGAAAUACCAAAAAUAAUUCACCAGAUCUCAUGGCAUGCCGAUGCGGGUGAAGACUUUCUGAGGAAAAUGGUCAAAUGGAAGGCUAGUAAAAAGUAUCAGUACAUAUUUUGGACGCGGAAUGACGUGAGACAACUUUUGACGGAGAAGUACCCACAGUAUCUUCCACUGUUUGACGUUUUGGGUGAUGAGCUAUUAAUGGCGCCUUUCAUUUUACAUCACUUUGGGGGAAUAUUUGUGGAUUUGAGGUUGGAACCUACUGGGUCUUUAGAUAAAAUCCUGAUGGACGGAAAAUGUAUCAUCGCAAGAGUUCCCAAAUUGUAUUCAAUGAUUUUGUAUAAGACUGACGUUACAGUGACGUCGUUAUUCAUGGCGUCCGUCCCACGUCAUCCGUUUCUUGGCUACCUCCUUCUUCUUCUUCCAACCCAAGACACUUCGAAAUGUCCUCAGGCGGAAAAAAGGACGGCACCUGUUUUACAUAAUGUGUUCAGCUCUUAUAAGACAAUAUUGAAAAAUAUUGGGGAGGUCUCGCAAGAAUUUGAUGUAAAGACAAUUCCCUCUAAUAACGAGGUCGCAAAUUGGUCCGAUGUGAACACUAUUUUGAGACAAAAGGCGGAGAAAAGGUGUCGGCAUAUCAAUAGGCAUUUUGGAUGGAAAAAUGAGGAAGACAAGAAGAUUCCUUGCGAAUACCUAAACAAACGUGACUAAUGAUACGCAAUUAUCAAGGAUGUUAACACCGCGCACUCGACUUUGUCCCGGCCUUUGCGUGUGGACGGCACACAGCCGAGGCCCCUUGGUUGUCCUUGUCAUGUUCAUUGUAGACACCACCUCAGCCGCCAAUUCAAAGUGCCAUAUGACAUUGAUGGUUUCAGAGAUACAAUUUUUCAAAGUUUAAUAAUUCUGUCAUCAACCGACAAUAUCAGUAGGAAAGAAUUUUUUUCGAACCGUGCGUACAAGGUUAUAUACUAGUAUAUGUGUCCCACUGUGGUUGACCAAAAACAGGCAGCUCAAAAAGGGACCUUUACUGUUUUGGGAUGAAUACAAUACUCACUUGUCAGAACAUGUGCCAUACACGACUUCACGUUCAUAGGAUAUUGUUCUACUAGCUUAUCCAAGGAAGUGUUAUUACUCCCUUUGAUUAUCCAAGGUAGAUCUCAUGAAUGAAUCAUUUGUGAUUUUGAGUGAACAGUAUUGAAACGAUGUCUUCGUCAAGAUACAUGAGUCUAACCUUAACUUAGACUGUCUUUACAUUUCUACUAUAAGCUAGUUGAAGACAUAGGCCUACCGGCGUGUGUUCUAUUAUUUGUGGGCCUGAUUGGUCUUCCGCUAAAGCUUGUCACCUCUUGGCGAUAGGAGGAUAAAUGGUCGUCCAGGCUAUUAGAGGACGAAUAGUCGCCUGUCACAACAUGUCCGUCCCAGGCUAUAUUGGAGGAAGAAGGGUCAUCUGCCAUGAAGCUUUUCACCUCCAGGCAAUAUUUGAGGACAAAUGGUCUUCUGUCAUCUCCAGGCUACAGGAGGACAAAUGGUCUUUGGUCACAGCCUGUCACCUCCCAGGCUACUGGAGGACAAAUGGUCUUCUGUCAUGUCUGUCACCUCCAAGCUAUAGGAGGACGAAUGGUCUUCGGUCACAGCCUGUUACCUCCUGGCUGACCAGGAAAGGACAAAUGGCCUUCCAUCAUCGCUUGUCACCUCAAGGCUAGUAAAGGAUGAUUGAUGAAUGAUCUUCCAUCAUAGUUUGUCACCUCCAGGUCAAUGAAAGAUUAAUGGUCUUCAGUUACAGCCCGUCACCUCGGGGCUACAGGAGGAUAUAUGGAGUCUUUAGUCAUAGUCCGUCUCAAGGAGCCUGACCAAGCCAUGAUAGAAUCUUUAUCAGAACACAUAGAAUAAGUUGAAAAUUCUUGGAUAAAGAAUUUAUUCUAUAUCAUGUAAACAUGAGACAAAUAUUUGUAUGACAUAGACAUUUUCAGUCCAAAAUGUACAUGUAUAACAUGUACAAUGUAGAGUACAAAAUGCUGCUGGCUCAUUCUGAUGAGAUUCAGAUAGUUUAUAAAUGCAGUAUGCAAAAGAUCAUAUAAUUCUAAAAAGCAAAUUAUAAAGAAUAACAAUGCAAAAUACAAUACAUAAAAUAUUUGAUCAAUCUAUCAAAAAAGACAGAUAGCUUUGACCCACAGGUAUAUGUAGUACAUCAUUUCCAGUUAAAAUGUAUCUUGAUACUACCUGUUCAUGUAUGGCUAAAUAUGGCAAGAUGCUUUGACAAGAUAUCACUGGGUGAGUUUUGAUUUCCAUUAUGGUUCUGCACAUUACAAAUUCUAACCGAAGACACACAGCAAAAAAGUUCAUUAACAAAAUGGCACAGAGCUUAGCAUAACAUGUAAUCAUGAACCAUUAACCAAGAAAAUGGAGACAUUGUGUACAAAACUUGAGUAAAAAUAUGAUGCUAAAUGAAAAUAAAGAGAUCCUGAACAAAUUCAA
Lineus longissimus is the source of this 2932-nucleotide messenger RNA. RefSeq lists its product as uncharacterized. The coding region runs from base 161 to 1168 and encodes 335 amino acids. The transcript is spliced from 2 exons. Gene Ontology annotation, molecular function: mannosyltransferase activity. The record is from RefSeq and is a predicted model, not a curated record. Lineage: Eukaryota; Metazoa; Nemertea; Pilidiophora; Heteronemertea; Lineidae. Gene Ontology annotation, biological process: mannosyl-inositol phosphorylceramide biosynthetic process.